Molecule: messenger RNA, 192 nt
Organism: Baudoinia panamericana UAMH 10762
Lineage: Eukaryota; Fungi; Ascomycota; Dothideomycetes; Mycosphaerellales; Teratosphaeriaceae
Exons: 1
Coding region: 1-192 (63 amino acids)
Source: RefSeq, a predicted model, not a curated record
AUGUUCCACGAGCAGACCGAAGAUGCGGAAGAGUCGCAAUAUGUCGCUAUUAGCAUCGUUGUCGGACGACAUACCGCCGAAGGGGAAGGCUCUAAAGUCAGACUAAUAUGUGCAGGACAUUUGCGAGCCUGGAGUCUUGGAAGUUGGAAACGGAGAGGCUAUCCAAAGGCCGUGGAACCUUACUGCUAUUAA